Molecule: messenger RNA, 5786 nt
Organism: Corythoichthys intestinalis (scribbled pipefish)
Lineage: Eukaryota; Metazoa; Chordata; Actinopteri; Syngnathiformes; Syngnathidae
Gene: znf628
Product: zinc finger protein 628
Exons: 9
Coding region: 287-4318 (1343 amino acids)
Biological process (GO): regulation of transcription by RNA polymerase II
Cellular component (GO): chromosome; nucleus
Molecular function (GO): DNA-binding transcription factor activity, RNA polymerase II-specific; RNA polymerase II cis-regulatory region sequence-specific DNA binding; chromatin insulator sequence binding
Source: RefSeq, a predicted model, not a curated record
UCUCAUUCUCAUAUUAUCAACAAUAUUGUUUACGAGGAAGUUAAAGAUACGCGACGAGUUUUGCUGUUACCGGUGCAUGCAUAUUAUGCUCGAAUGUUAUAUGGACGUUCUCUUUAGACGAGGGCCAAAUGCAGGCCAAUUUGUGUUUUAGCCGAAUUGGCAUCUGCUGCUUCCAGUGGUGGAACGGAAUUCCAACACUACAGCAACAACAACAAACAAUGGGCUGGAUGAAAUGUAAGACUAUGAUCCAAAACUGAUCUACAGCCAAGGAAUAUCCUCACCUGUCAUGGCGAACUCAGUGGCCACUCUGGUGGUCCAAGCAGAACUCUUGACUCCACAGUCCUCCGCCUCGCUCUCUCCUUUCCCAUCACUCCUCGGCUCAGGCGAGGACGGUGAGGAUGACCGGGAGAGAGGAGAUCUAGUGGAGAGUAAUAAGAGCGUGGUUGAUAACGUGGAAGUGGUUCUAGACAUGGAGGCAUCGUCGGAGUCCGCCCAGCCGGCCGAACAGUCCGAGCAUCCCUUCCAGUGUUUGGACUGCGGCAAGAGCUUCAGGUGGUCAUCCCGGCUCACCCACCACCAGAGAAGCCACAACAAUGAGAGACCCUACCGCUGCAACCUUUGUCCUAAGGCAUUUAAGGGCUCCUCUGCACUACUGUAUCAUCAAAGGUCUCAUUCAGGAGAGAAGCCUUAUAAAUGUCAAGAUUGUGGCAAAGCAUUUAAGCGCUCCUCUCUUCUCCAGGUGCAUCAGAGUGUUCACACAGGAAUAAGGACAUUCUUGUGUCCAUAUUGCCCCUUGACUUUCAAAUGGAGUUCCCAUUACCAAUAUCAUUUGCGCCAGCACACUGGCGAAUGCCCUUACCCAUGCGAUACUUGCCCCAAAGCUUUCAAGAACUCAAGCAGUCUACGGAGACACAAAAAUGUCCAUCUAGGUCUCAAACCUUACACUUGCACCGUAUGCAACAAAUCCUUCACUCAAUCCACCAACCUGAGACAGCACAUGAGGAUACACACGGGCGAGAGACCGUAUGUGUGCGGCGAGUGCGGUCGCAGCUUCACGCAUUCGUCCAACUUGGCGCUGCAUAAGAACUCUCACUCUAACUCUAAUGCGGAUGGGAAGGAGGCCAAGGCCGGAGAGGACACUGGGCGGGAACGUGACCUGGUAGAGGUAGUGGUGGUGGGCUCUGAGGAAGAAGCCACAUCCAUGUUGACAGCCAUGGUGGGAUAUGUUAGCCAGGAAGGGAGUGAUGAAGUAGGGAUGGAAGAAGUCUUUUUAUCCACCUCUUCAUCCGCCCAGAAUUCCACCCUGCUUCCACAACUCGGCCUCAAUCCCUUGGAAGAGAGCACCAGUGCAUCCCGGGCCAUCGGGACCGAGGUCCACUUUAGCACGGACACUGGCGCUAGCUUGCUGCUUUAUAGCUGUGGCACCUGCAACCAUACUUUUGCCACUCGGAAUGCUCUUGAGGAACAUCAGUCCAUUCACAUGGCGACUGAAGAACACAGCACUGGCGGAGAAGCGCCACCAGGGUCGGCGGAAGUGGAGGUAGCAGAAGGCUUAGUGGGGGCUGGCCACUUGCUUGCUGAUUUUGAAGAAGUGGUAGAAACCACGGCAGCGGCUGAAAGUGGACAUACAGCCGAGGUGCUUCUUGGUCUUACAGAGCCAGCUGACGGAAAUAAUUCAAGUGUGGGCACCACCCAGGCCCAGUUUGACCUUUUGCAAAGCUUCAGCAAAGUGAUUCAGAGCUCCAAGAGUGUUCAGCCAGAAGCUCCAACCACAUGGGCAGGGCUGUCAUGUGGCUACUGCAAUAAAUCCUUCAAGACCAGCGGAGGCCUCAAUAGACACGUGUCACUGAUGCACUCCCUCUCGUCCCAAUCCCGAUCACAGUUCAGCUGCUCGGCCUGCGACCGCUCCUUUCCCUUACUGUCCUCGCUUCUCACCCACCAACACACCCACACUCCCGAGCAACGUCUCCUGGCUGAGGCCGAAGCCGAGAUAGUGUGCCCGCCUUCCCUCUCCUUGUCUCUUCCACUCCCCUCCUCUCCUGACAAGCAGCAAGAGGGAAAGACGGAGAUUCACACUAGUGUCAUAGCUGUAAGUGAGGAGCAGGAGGGACUGCCUGCAAAACUGGCUAAAAACUCUAAAAGGGGCAGUGGAAGCAAGAACACUACCACUGGAGAGCGCCCAUAUCGCUGUUCAGAGUGCGGAAAAGCCUUCAAAGGUUCAUCGGGGCUGAAGUACCACAUGAGGGAUCACACUGGCGAGAGACCCUACCGAUGCACAGAGUGUGGAAAAAGUUUCAAGAGGUCCUCGCUGCUCUCCAUCCACCAGCGGGUGCACACAGGUGUACGGGCAUUCCAGUGCCCUCACUGUGCUCUCACAUUCAAGUGGAGUUCACAUUACCAGUACCACCUGCGGCAACACACAGGCGAGAGGCCUUAUGUUUGUAAGGAGUGUGGCAAGUCCUUCAAGAACACCAGCUGCUUGCGUAGACACAGUCAGAUGCAUUCAGGACUGAGGCCUCAUGUCUGCACCAUCUGCUCCAAAUCGUUCUCGCAGACGUCCAACCUCAAACAGCAUGAACGCACCCACUCCGGCGAGAGACCAUUCCAGUGCUCCCAGUGCAACAAGUGCUUCACGCACUCCUCCAACCUUCAAUUGCACCUUCGCACGCAUUCCCCACAGAAGGACUUUAAAUGCCCGUACUGCUCCAAAGAGUUUGUCAUGCACUCAUAUUUGCAGAGGCACAUCCGAACCCACAGCAGCGCCUUACCACUUCCCUCCCCCAAGAGUGCGGGUCAGGAUGGCAUUUCCGUGAAAGCCAGCGUCGGAGGGGUUACGACCACCACUACACUUCUUAACCCUAUCACCCUUGAAUCGUCGGGGAACAACGGGAGCCUGAUCGUCUCCCAACCGGCUCUUAACAUCCCUGUCAACACUUCUCAAAACUAUUUCAUGAUUCAAACAGCCAGCGGUUUGCAGCUUAUCCCGCUUUCAGCUCCCACUCCACCUCCGGCCCCUCCGCCACCCCCUCCAUCCCAACCCCAGAACUUCUACCUAUUACAAUGCCCCUCCACUAAUGGCUCUCAGUCAAGUUUAAUUCUAGUCCCUACAAACCAGCCUCCAGCACCUCCUGAACCUGCAAGCGUACCCAUGUUUCAAACUUUACAAACAUUCAACAACCGAACACACUCUCAGGUCACCCAAUUUCCAGCUUUGUCGCCACACCAGCAGACCCACGUUAUGAUAACCAACAAUAAGACGGGCCCUCUAGCCCCAAUUCCUAACUCUUUACUGCGUAGGCCUAUUUUAGGGAAGAGCAACAGGACAGCAAGGGGCAGACGGGGUCGUAAACCAAAAAAUGCUCUUCAGAAACCUGUUGAAACGAAGAACACGGAUGUUACUAGCUGUACGACGCAGCCUAACGGUACCACCAUCACAGGUAACGGCGACCUAUUGCCAUCUACCACUUCUUUACAAAAUCUGUCUUCUUCCACUGUUGUAGAAUCCACACCAGCAAGCGUUUCUACUCCCGGUAACACUCAAACAAAUAUAACCAAUAUCAAUUCGACAGAAAGCCUGACAGAGAAGCAGUUUGUUUUAUGCUUUGACAAUGAAGGACACGCAAAGGAGGGUAUGAAUGAAGAGGGAAGCGAUUCACUUGUGCUGCAAUUUGAGGCAAAUGCACAAGGAGAGGCGGAAAAGGAUGAAGAUAAAAGCAGGAUGAUGUCACUUCUACAGGACUGGGGUGGUGAGAAACCGAGUGCGAGUCAAUCCGGAGAAGACGAGUGCGGGCAGGGGGGCUCCUUUGUCUUUCACUUUCAGGACGGUGAUCAAUCCCAAGCGGAUUUUAGCCAAGAACACGACGACAGCUUGCCACUUUCCUGCGAAUCUGCCCAAAACUUGGUUCCACUCCAUAGUCAGGGUGUGGUGUUCGAAGUCAGUGAUGACAGUAAAAUAGAACAAGAGUCAGAUGAGGGAAUGCAGAUGAUAGCUUUGAUAGAACGUGAAGAAGGGAUGAUGGGAGAAGAUGGUGAAAAUUGUAGCAGUGCAACUGGUGGAGGGGGUAUCUUCCAGUUAGAAGGGGGUAAUGAAAUUGUUAUCAUUGAGGUGAGCACCAGUAACUUAAUAGAGGAAAGGAUGGAGAGAGUAGUUGAUCUGGAGAGUUCGCAGAGCAUUGAUGGGAAAUUUGAGGGGGAAAAUGAAGAUGGAAGGGAAAAGUCUUCCAAAGAAAACUGUACGGAUCAUAUAGGAGUACAGACAGAAGAACACACAAUUGUUAAUGGAACUUUAACACAGAGAUGUACUGCACUUACAAAUUAAAAUAUACAACUCACAAAAAUUUAGUGGUGUCAGGAUUUUGGGUCAAAUUUCAGGAUUAACCACUUAAACCGUAAAGGCUAAUGUAGGUAGUAUUUGCUCCUGUAUUUGGCUGUCAUUUACCAUUUGUUCAUUCCCAGUUUAAAUGAAUUUAACAUCUUUGUUAAUAGAACGUAAUGAGUUAAAAUUUAAUAUUAUAACCAGGGUGUAUUUCUGGUUUUAUUAUUUGUUCAUAAGAAGAUGAGAUAAAAAUGCAUUUAAAAUACAUUUAAAAUCCAAUUUAAUUAAAAAAUGAAAAUCGAAAACCAAAGUCGUUAAGAACAAGUUUUCCAGUCAAAUUGGAUUAGACAAACUGUAUAUUGCUGAUAACAGCAGCCAAUAUUUUUUUACAUAAAUGAAAUUUGAAAUAGACAUUAAAAUUCCAGUAAAAACCGCUGUCACUGGCAGCAUAUAAAUUAUUCUAUUUAUUAAUUUGUAAAUAUUUAAUUAAAAAUUGGGGGGGGGGGGGGGGGCAGCCUCUGCCGGUCAAAAUGGAUGAGACGGCUUGAAGCUAAAAGCUGAGCAUUCACAGACAGUCCUCCCAGUUUAAAUGAAUUUGACAUCUUUAAUUGUCAAUAAUGAGUUAAAAUUUGAUACCAUAACCAGGGUGUAUUUCUGGUUUUAUUUUUUAUAAACAUUUUAUUAAUAUAUAGCUAUUUGUUCAUAACGUUGGAUAAAAAUGCAUUUAAAAUACAUUUAUUUGAGAUCUGGCUUCCAUAUAUGUGGACAUCACAUUUUGGGUGAUCCAGGCCAGGCUUGUAUUCCAAAUGUUAAUAUUGUAGCUUACAUAACCCAAUAUGUCAUACCCAUGUAUGUGGACGCUAGAUCUUUAUAGGGUUAAGUUUUUUAAAUUACGAAAAAGUCAUCCUGUAAAGUGUUAAUGCACAUUUUGAUGUUUUCUCGCAACUGAAUGACAAAAUCCACAACAAGUGUUUGAUCCAUGACCAAACUAAUUCAUUUCUUUGUAUAAUAAAAAUUGCUAGAAAUAUGUAAAAGUACUUGAUAGAACAUGUUGGACGUGAACAGGUUCCAGAAUAAGCUCACAAUCAGUCAAGAGUUGAUAGUGCAUUAAAAGUUCAUCCUGAAAUUUCACACAAAAGCCCAGUAUCCUUAAUUUUUUAAUGUGUAAGUUGAAGUAACUGUGUCAGUGAAUGGAUGGACGGGCGCAUCACUUUACUCGCACUUUACUUUAAAUCUCCUGGAACUGAUAGCAUGCAGUUGCAACGGGGGGGAAAUGUGUUGUAAUGCCUCAGUGCCACAUGUUAGAAAUGUUAUACAUUCAAAUAGGCUGGGCAUGUAUUUUUAAAUAGUCUUUAAUAUAUUAGUUGAAAUGACACCGCCAUAGGCAGUCAAUGUAUAGAUGAACUUGUUGUUAAUAGAUGUAAAUUGUCAAUUUGUUCACAAUAUUAUUAGUAGCUUAAUAAUAAAUGUA